Rhododendron vialii is the source of this 1995-nucleotide messenger RNA. RefSeq lists its product as uncharacterized. The transcript is spliced from 10 exons. NCBI's taxonomy places the organism in Eukaryota, Viridiplantae, Streptophyta, Magnoliopsida, Ericales, Ericaceae. The record is from RefSeq and is a predicted model, not a curated record. The coding region runs from base 223 to 1947 and encodes 574 amino acids.
CCCCCCGCAAGCUGUUUUAAGAAAUUUAAUUUGUCUGGGGCAUUGGAACAGGUCGAAACUAGCUUUGGUGUGGCUCGACAUCGUUCAUGGCUAGUACUCCGGCGCAUUUGGUGGUUCACGAACCAAACAAGAUUAUUUUUGGUUUCCUUGGGGUACUGGUAGAGAAAGAAGAAGCUUAGGACGGGGCAGCACAAGAGAGAAGAUCUUGAAAGAGAGGUCACAAUGCUCCGGACAAUGCUUGAUCAUCAACAAAAGGUUCAUGAAAUACUGGAGCGCGUGCAUCGUCGAAAUGAUCGUCAUUCUGCUUUGUCCAUCCCAAACUUCCUUCCUCCCAAGGCGAAAGAGCUAUUGGCAGAGUUAGCUAUGGUUGAGCACGAGAUAUCUCGAUUAGAAACCCAAAUCGGCCAGCUUCAAACAGAUUUGCAUCGCGAAAAGGAGACCAAUAAGGAGUAUAAGUUUGAACAGUUGCAUCACGCAGCUCUGAACAACCAACGCGGAUUUUCAUCACUUCCAUCGCCAAGAUCGAAUCCCAGCGCAUUGGGGGCUAGCGAAAGGGUUCCAUUCGAGACCAAGUCGUUGCAUUUCAUAAGCAAAGCAAUAAAAGGAGAUUACAACGCGAAUGACUUCAGUAUCAAGGAGAAAUUGAUGGGAAAUUUGAGAGCAAUGAUCUCUGAUCACAAGGAAAACAAUUUCCAAAAGGAGGCCGUCGGAAUUCGACAACUCGACGAGAAGUUAGUUUCAAGGAAGAGUGGGAUGCUAAAACCAAUUUCACCCUCACCGUUGCGCGAGCCAACACAUCCUUCCCCAAGGAGACAGAGUAAUGCAGAGGUCUCGUCAGACCUCCCGCCGAAACCUAUCCCGAGUCCAGUUCAGCAACAAUCGGAAGAAGAAAGCACCCAGAAGUUGCCACCAAACAAGCUAGCAGAGAACAUAAUGAAGUGUUUGAUCUUCAUUUUCGUGAGACUUCUCAGAACGUCAAGAGCAAUGGAGCUAGAGAAGUCCGGGGCCAUUUCACGGUCCGCCAAUUUUCCUUUGAGCUCAAGAAGCUUCAGGGUCGACACUAGCUCCAACAUCAGUAAGGCCAGCAGCCUAAUACAGAGAGAAUCAAAGCAACAAGAUCCUUACGGUAUUUUCAACUCAGAAGAAUCGAUUCCAAGGGACAUUGGACCCUAUAAGAACUUGGUUAUGUUCACAGCUAGGAAUUUGGACCCCAAAUGCAUCUCAAAUUCUAGUUCUAUCCCUCUAGUACAAAAAUUAAGGGUUUUAAUGACCAGUCUCCAAAUAGUGGAUUUGAGAUUUUUGAAUCAUCAACAGAAACUAGCAUUCUGGAUCAACAUGUACAAUGCUUGUAUCAUGCAUGGAUUUCUCCAAUAUGGAGUCCCUUCUAGUUCUGAAAAUCUGCUUACACUGAUGAACAAGGCGACACUUAACAUUGGAGGUAACAUAAUCAAUGCUCACACCAUUGAGCAUUUUAUUUUGAGAAAACCAGCUGCAUCUUCCAUAUUCAAAGAGGUUUGCCGCAAGGGCGACAGGGAGGAUAAAGAAGUCAUGGUUCGCGAACUAUAUGGGCUGGAGUCAUCAGAUCCCAAUGUCGCAUUCUCUCUGUGCUGCGGGACUCGUUCUUCUCCUGCCGUGAGAAUAUACACUCCCGAGGGCUUAGCAGCCGAGUUGGAGAAAUCGAAGCUAGAGUACCUGCAAGCUUCAAUUUUGGUGACAAGCAGAAAGAGGAUUGCUCUACCGGAGCUUCUGCUUCAGAAGAUGCACGAUUUCACCCAAGAUAUGGACUCGCUUGUGGAAUGGGUCUGCCACCAGCUACCCGCGUCUGGUUCGCUUAGGAAAUCUCUGGUGGAUUGCUUUAGGAACCUGAUUGCCAGCGGCGGGAAGGUGUCCGCCAUUGUUGACAAGAUACCUUAUGACUUUGAAUUUCAAUAUCUCUUGUACGUAUAGAGAUUGAUCAUUUUUGGAAUGAUUCAAAUAUAUCCAUAAUUGCAUGCA